Messenger RNA from Drepanopeziza brunnea f. sp. 'multigermtubi' MB_m1, 1116 nucleotides. RefSeq lists its product as uncharacterized. Lineage: Eukaryota; Fungi; Ascomycota; Leotiomycetes; Helotiales; Drepanopezizaceae. Gene Ontology annotation, molecular function: transaminase activity; pyridoxal phosphate binding. The record is from RefSeq and is a predicted model, not a curated record.
AUGUCACAUGUAGCUUGGGUGGAACCAUGCCUGUUCCGCACAACAAUAACCAAGCGCUUCUCCCCGUCCGGCGUUGAGCUCGUCCGCUUCACAAACUCCGGCACAGAAGCCAGCACCAUGGCCGUAGCAGCCGCUCUGGCCUUCACGAACCGUAAGAAAAUCCUCGUCUUCACCAGCGGCUACCAUGGAGGAACCAUGUCCUUCCCAUCGCCGCUCAACUCCAUCAACGCCAAUCUUCCCCACGAGUUCGUUCUCGCGCCUUACAAUGAUGUAGAAGGCACCAAACGUGUUCUAUCAUCACUUCCCAAGGAUUCGCUUGCUGCCAUCGUUGUGGAGGGUGUCCAUGGAAGCGGGGGCUGCAUCGUAGGGAACCCUUUCUUCCUCCACUUUCUGAAUGCAACAGCGCGCGAGCUCGGCGCAGUGCUCAUCAUGGAUGAAGUCAUGACAUCGCGGCUCGCCUAUCACGGUCUCUCUGCCAAACUAGCACUCAAGCCAGACCUAAUCACUCUCGGAAAGUGGGUGGGAGGCGGCAUGACCUUCGGCGCUUUCGGGGGCAGGAAAGACAUAAUGAGUAUGUUUGAUCCUCGAACGGGCGUCUUGGGCCACUCGGGGACUUUCAACAAUAAUGUGAUCACGAUGGCUGCCGGAUGCUGCGGGCUGGAUAUCUACGACGAGCAUGAAGUCGAGCGACUGAAUGCCAUGGGCGAAGAUCUGCUCCAGCGCAUCCAAAUAGUUUUGGUAGAAGCUGGCGUUCGCGCCUUCAAGGCCGACUCAAAGGCAGAUCCUAUAUCGUCUCAAAGGAGCGAACUCGAAUGUCCCUUUAGCGGGAUUCUACCCGCUGGCUUUGGAAGCGAGAAGACUGCUGAGUCUCUACGUCGGCGGCAGAAGAACUCCAUGGGAGUGACGGGACAAGGGAGUAUGCUGCACAUACACUUCUAUGGGCCGAGCACCAUUACUCUGAAAGCGCUGUUCUGGCACCACAUGCUGGACUGUGGGAUAUACAUCGCCCAGAGAGGGUUCAUGGCACUAAAUCUGGAGCUGACUAAUAGGAAUGUUGAUGAAUUCGAGGAGGCGGUUAGGGCAUUUCUUAUUAGGUACGGGGAUGCACUGCGAUGA